Molecule: messenger RNA, 806 nt
Organism: Dioscorea cayenensis subsp. rotundata (Guinea yam)
Lineage: Eukaryota; Viridiplantae; Streptophyta; Magnoliopsida; Dioscoreales; Dioscoreaceae
Product: 60S ribosomal protein L13a-4-like
Exons: 4
Coding region: 37-657 (206 amino acids)
Biological process (GO): negative regulation of translation; translation
Cellular component (GO): cytosolic large ribosomal subunit; ribosome
Molecular function (GO): structural constituent of ribosome; mRNA binding
Source: RefSeq, a predicted model, not a curated record
CGCGAAACCCUAACCCUAGUUUCAGCGGCGGCGACGAUGGUGUCCGGCUCAGGGUUGUGCACGCGGAGGGUGGUGGUGGACGCGCGGCAGCAUAUGCUGGGGCGUCUGGCGUCGAUCAUCGCCAAGGAGCUCCUCAAUGGGCAGCGCAUCGUCGUCGUUCGUUGCGAGGAGAUCUGUAUGUCUGGUGGGCUUGUUCGCCAGAAGAUGAAGUUCCUUCGCUUUCUCCGCAAGCGCAUGAACACCAAGCCCUCUCAUGGCCCUAUUCACUUCCGAUCCCCCGCUAAGAUCCUCUGGCGCACUAUUCGCGGGAUGAUUCCGCACAAGACGAAGAGGGGAGCGGCGGCGCUGGCGAGGCUGAAGGCGUAUGAGGGUGUCCCGCCACCAUAUGACAAGAUGAAGAGGAUGGUUAUUCCGGAUGCUCUCAAGGUUCUGAGGCUGCAACCAGGGCACAAGUACUGUUUGCUUGGGCGCCUCUCUAAGGAGGUCGGAUGGAAUCACUAUGACACCAUCAAGGAGUUGGAGGAGAAGAGAAAGCAAAGGGCACAGGUUGCAUAUGAGAGAAGGAAGCAACUGACGAAACUACGCCUGAAGGCGGAGAAGGCAGUUGAAGAGAAGCUCGGAACCCAGCUUGGCAUUCUCGCACCAUUGAAAUAUUAGUCGCCACUCAUUUUUCCUCUAUCUAAUGUUCCUUUCUGUCGAAUUUUUCAUCGAAUUUUUCUACCAUUAUCAAAGACUUUGUUUGAUAAAUCUUGCUUCUUCGCUGGGGACAUACCCACAAAAUUUUUUAGCCUGUGAUUGUUAUUUAA